UGCCUACACGAAUCCCCACCAUUCAUCCUGCUGCUUGGAUAAAUAAUGCCAUCAACAGGCCAGAGGGGGCUCAUCCAAUGAAAAAGUGGGAGUGUUGCACCCUGCAGGCCGAUUGGCUGCCCUGGCCCUAAACAGACUGAGUGAGCCUGCAGCUCAGGGAUUAGAGGUGGGUCUCUCUGCAUGCUGAAUUGUGUUGCUUCAGUACAAGAGGCCUUGUCUGUAACUCAGGAGGAUCCAGACAGAUCAGCUGUGACUCCAGAUUAACCCAUAUUCCGACUCACUCUCAGAUGAUAUAGGCAUCUGUUCUUCCACAAUGGUUGUUCCUGAAUCCCAGGAAAAAAUGUACUACCCUCCUGAUGACCUGAAGGGGGAUGCUCAUGUGCCUGAUUUUAACUCCUACCUGGCACUGUACAGGAAAUCUCUUGAGAAUCCAGAAGCUUUCUGGAAAGAGAUUGCUGAUGAGUUCUCUUGGAAGAAGCCAGCAACAGGACCAAUGCUGCAGUACAACUUUGAUGUGACAAAAGGGAACAUUUAUGUGAAAUGCAUGGAAGGGGCCAAAACCAACAUGUGCUAUAAUGUCCUGGACAGGCAUGUGAAGGAGAGGAAUCUUGGUGAAAAGGUUGCCUAUUACUGGGAGGGGAACUCACCCGACCACCACAUGACCAUCACCUACCGCCAGCUGCUGAGCCAGGUCUGCCGUUGUGCUAAUGUCCUCAAGCAAAUGGGUGUAAAAAAGGGAGACAGGGUGUCCAUCUACCUUCCCAUGAUCCCAGAGCUGGUCUACACUAUGUUGGCCUGUGCAAGGAUAGGUGCUGUUCACUGCAUUGUGUUUGCAGGUUUCUCCUCCGAGUCUCUGUGUGAGAGGAUCGUGGACGCUCAGAGCAGCGUCCUGGUGACAGCAGAUGGUGUUUACAGAGGAGAGAAGCUGAUCAACCUGAAACAGAUUGCAGACGAGGCUCUGGAGAAGUGCAGGGAAAAAGCGUCAUCUAGUGUCACUAAAUGCCUCGUCAUCAAGCACCAUGCACUCAGGACAAAAAGCGGAGCUGCAUGCAACAAACUACAGACCCCCUGGGACUCAGACUGUGACGUGUGGUGGGAUGAGGUGAUGAGAGACUCUCCUGAAGAGUGUGAACCCGAGUGGCUGGAUGCUGAGGAUCCGCUGUUUAUCCUCCACACCAGCGGCUCCACCGGCAAACCCAAGGGUGUUCUCCACACUGUUGCCGGGUAUCUCCUUUAUACGUCGCUGACCUUCAAGUACGUUUUCGACUAUCACCACGAUGACGUGUACUGGUGCACCGCCGACAUUGGCUGGAUCACCGGUCACUCCUACAUCACCUACGGCCCACUUGCAAACGGCGCCACCAGCGUCCUGUUUGAAGGUAUCCCAGUUCACCCUCAUGUCGGCCGGUUCUGGGAGAUCAUUGAGAAGUACAAAGUGACCAAGUUCUACACAGCUCCCACAGCUAUCCGCCUGCUGAUGAAGUACGGACGGGAACCGCUGCAGAAGUAUGACCUCUCCAGCCUGAGGAUUCUGGGUACUGUUGGUGAGCCGAUCAACCCGGAGGCGUGGCAGUGGUACCACGAGGUCGUCGGUCAGGGCAGGUGUCCCGUGGUCGACACUUUCUGGCAGACAGAGACCGGAGGUCAUAUUUUGACUCCUCUGCCUGCUGCCACGCCGCUGAAACCAGGCUCUGCUACCUUUCCUUUCUUCGGAGUAGAGCCCACAAUCCUCAACGAACACGGAGAGGAACUGGAAGGCGAGGGCGAGGGUUAUCUCGUAUUCAGGAGGCCCUGGCCUGGAAUAAUGCGCACUGUGUACAGAAACCACGAACGCUUCGAGAACACCUACUUCAAGAAGUUCCCUGGCUUCUAUCUAACUGGUGAUGGCUGCAGGCGGGACAAAGACGGCUAUUACUGGAUCACAGGAAGAAUAGACGACAUGCUGAAUGUGUCAGGUCACCUGAUGAGCACAGCGGAGGUGGAGGCAGCUCUGACGGAGCACCCGGCCGUGGCGGAGGCUGCUGUAGUGAGUCGGCCUCACGAGGUGAAGGGAGAGUGUCUGUACUGCUUCGUCACCCUCAAAGACAGCAGGGAGUUCAACCACAAACUGGUGGAGGAGGUCAAGAGACUGGUGAGAGAGAAAAUCGGACCAAUCGCCACGCCAGACUUCAUUCAGAACGCUCCCGCGCUCCCGAAGACUCGCUCAGGGAAGAUCAUGAGGCGGAUCCUUCGGCAGAUCGCCCGCAACGAGAAGGACCUGGGCGACCUUUCGACCCUGGCCGACCCAAAGGUGGUGGAGGAGCUGUUCAGCCAGAGAUGUGAAGCUGCAGCCUGAACAAACGCCUCACCCUCUCCUGCUACGCAACAGCACACAUGAAGACAGAUCACAAACGGCUGGUUCUGGGUCAGCAUCUGUGCACUUGUUGGAACUGAAUGAAGGGGCUAGGAUCAGAAAUUUAUACCGGCGAUAUUGAGACAUUUCAAAUUAUUUUUUUAGGUGGAGAAAUGAAAGUAGAAAACAACUGAUUUAAUUAAAUAAAAUGUCAGUAGUUGCUUUGACAAGCUGAUAUAUGGGGCUGUUGUUGCUUUGUGUUUGGGCCAAAAUGUCAAACAAACUAGUUACAGAAUUGCUGUUAGCUCCAUGUCUCAUAUUGUUGGAGGAGGAAGUUAAUGUUGCCUGAUGUAUAUUUUCAAUCUGUGAUAUUUCUAUGAGCUUAGAAUGAAGUGUUUUAUCUGUUAUUGUUGCCUUUGUCCGUUUCCUUUCAAGCUCAGCAGUUGAUCGGCCCCCUCAUGUGGCAGGAAUCGUCCUCUACAGCUGCUAUCUGAUGAUUUACUGUAAAAUGCCCUUUUUACUCUCCUGCCUUCUGUCUUUUAAUGAUGCACAGAGCGCACGCACUCACUCACGCACGCACACACGCACAGUGAUUAUGGCAAAGAUAGAGGGAUGCAGAGAAGAAUAAGAAGAGAGGGUUGUUUUAUCUUAAGUGCAGUGGAUUCUUUUGAAAUUACAAGCAUCAGUCAGAGGUCUUAAAAAGAUUAGACUGCUCUCUUAUCUUACUACACAGUCUGUGCACUUCCUUUGUUUCAUGUUAUUUGUCUCCUCUACCCCACUAAACAUAACAUGCAUGCAGCGAUGUACUGUACGUUUGUGUAGGUGGGGAGGACGAGGAAAGAGGAGCCCCAGAAACAGGGUAAUAUUACAUCAUCACCCCCAGCAGCCGAGGAGGGGUUACCAUGGCAACCCCCCCCCCCCCAAGAAACCCUCCUCCUGCCUUUUUACCACAACACCAGUCUGCAGAUGUUUUGUAACCUGAUGACACUGACUUCCUGGUC
Messenger RNA from Anarrhichthys ocellatus (wolf-eel), 3333 nucleotides. It is a transcript of the gene acss2l, whose product is annotated as acyl-CoA synthetase short chain family member 2 like. Bases 314 to 2335 code for a protein of 673 amino acids. The record is from RefSeq and is a predicted model, not a curated record. NCBI's taxonomy places the organism in Eukaryota, Metazoa, Chordata, Actinopteri, Perciformes, Anarhichadidae. The transcript is spliced from 18 exons. Gene Ontology annotation, molecular function: AMP binding; acetyl-CoA synthetase activity.